This is a messenger RNA of Leptomonas pyrrhocoris, 1451 nucleotides long. RefSeq names its product sucrose-phosphate synthase-like protein. The transcript has a single exon. Gene Ontology annotation, molecular function: glycosyltransferase activity. The record is from RefSeq and is a predicted model, not a curated record. The coding region runs from base 57 to 1451 and encodes 464 amino acids. Lineage: Eukaryota; Euglenozoa; Kinetoplastea; Trypanosomatida; Trypanosomatidae.
AGUUGUUGAAGAACUCCAUACUCGGUAAAACCAAGACAUCAAUCGUAUUUCCAAAGAUGUCGAAAGAGUGGUUAAUUUUUGCCCUGGGUACCAAUAACUGGCAAGGGCCCGGUCAAUUUGCUCCAGGGUCUGGUAUUCUUCACCAUGGCCAGCAUGUCGCAAUGAACUCUCUGGAAAACUGCAAGUGCUAUUCCAUUUGGCCGUCGGACAUCCAGAAGACCCCAAAGGACUGUGACGACUAUCGCGUGUACGAGAUUCCGCACCCUAUUCCAAUUUGCGAAAGUGUGGGACCUCAGAGCAGCAAGCGCUGGCAUUCGAUGUCUGAAGAGGAGGUUACGUCCUACUGCGACAACCUACUUCAGCAGUGUUUGGACUACAUUGAGUACAUUGAGAAGAAACACGGCAAACGCAUCAACCUCUUUCUCGCCCAUCACUGCUUCAUGAACCCGGUGAUCCUGUCCGAAAUCAUUGGUCGCAGAACCGCUCAGGGUAUUCCGCGGGCACCGUUGGUAACGUUUGCGCACGGCACGGCGCUGAAGAUGUACGAGAACGAGAUCAACACGCUUCCCGAUUUUCCCAUGAAGUUUUACGACUGGAUUCGCGGAACUAAAAAGAUCUUUGAGAACACUGACAAGGUGUCUGGAGUCUUGGCAGUGUCAGAUCCGCAGAAGGAAACAUUCGAGAAGCUGUUCCCCAACUUCCCACCUGAGCGUGUUGCCGUAACCCCGUGCGGGUACAACCAGUUGGUGUUCCACCCGAUUGAGGGUAUGACACGUGAGAAGGCCUUUGGAAGCAUGCCGCAGGUUUUGUACAACGGCUUCGACGGUUCUAAGCUUCCUUCUGAUAUGCAGUGCAUUGCCUCUGGUAAGUGCAUUCCUGACGUGAACUCGUACGACAAGGUGGUCGUUUUUUGCGGCCGCUUUGCUGAUUGGAAGCGCCUCGAUUCUGUUCUCAUGGCUGCCAGCAACUGGGAAAAGAGUUCGCUGAAGAUUCUCACUCUCAUCAUCGGACACGGCUCGGAGGAGUCGCGGAAGCUCUACGUUGACAUGGCAUAUGAGCAGCUGCAUCUGAAGCACACUUUCUUCCUUGGUCCACAGAGUCAGCCUAACCUGGCUGACAUAUACACCGUCACCGACGUCUCGGUUUUCCCGAGCAAAGAUGAACCUUUUGGUCUGGUGUUCAUCGAGUGCAUGGGCUGUGGAACGCCUGUCAUCGGUGCGAAGUCCGGCGGUCCGCUGGACUUUGUCAAUGAUGAUGUCGGCACCCUUAUCGAUGAGGGCACAAACGAAGAAGUCGCACAGCGCGUGUAUGCUGCGGUGCAGCAGGCGCUCGCGGAGGACUGGAAAAAGACGAAAGGGCCACAUUGCGAGCAGUACGCGUUCAAGCGGUUUAGCCUCACCACGCAGGCUGAUUUGAUGCUCCGCUUUGUGUCGAGCCACUUUACGGUCUAG